UGUUCGGGGGAUUAUUUUGGUGUGCUCUUAAUAUUACACUUUGAAAAUCGUUUAAAAGUAAAUGCCUUAUGUUCACGAAUAAAAUUAUAUUACCUAUUAUCAAGAUUCCUUUUCCUUAGUUCUCUAGGCAACUGAAAAAUUCGAGUUUUUAUUGUGCUUCCAACAAGAAUUAUUUUUAGCAGUGCUUCGAGCUGUUUUCGAGACGUGAGGUGAAAGUGGAAGUGCCUUUUCGGAGAAAGUUUUGUUGGGGGAUUUCUUCGUGGUCGUCACUAAAUCAUUAAAAUAUUUCGAUAUAAGACUGUUAUGUUGAAAAUAAAAUACCUCUGUGGAAAAUGUUGACAGUGAUGUGUCCAAACUGUCGUCACCGAUUCCCAGCUCCUGGUUGCUGUGAACUUCAAAAUAUGAAUGAAGAUAAUACUCUAAUUCAUCAAGCAACCUGCUAUUAUGGUGGCCUGCUAGUUCCUAAAGGCUACACAAGUGGUGGUGGCUGUUUUAUAAAUGCGCCAACCAUAAUUCAUAGUCAACCUAUUAUCAAUUCUUUCAACUAUCCGUCAAUGACACUUGAUUUGGAGAAACCAAGAAUUAAUAAGCAAAAGGAAUGUUUUCUUCAGAGGUCCAAAAAAAAUAUGCAAAGUUUUGAAUUUCCAAUCAAUAAAGAAGGUCAACAAAAUCAAGGUUCUGGAUGUCAAAUUAUCACAAGCUGUGACUUAACUGGAGGAAGUGUUACAAUAACAACACCAAGCAUACAAUCUGGAGGCUGCUUGAUUCAAAGUACAGACUCUAGCAUUCUCAUGCAAACACCACAUGUGGAAAUCCGUCCAAAAUUGUCUGGUGGUGGAUGUUUUAUGCAAAAAACAUUAUCAACAGAAAAUCAAGAAGCUUCUGUUAUACUUCCUGAACAUAAAAAUCAACAGGAAGGUGUGAAUCAGAAUGAAAGAACGUUUUUACUACCUCCAAGUGGAUGCCAAGAACUACCAGGGAUUCGAAGAAAUAUGUUACCACAGGAAACUGUUGUAGGAAAUUUUACAGAUGCUAAUUGUGAAGAGAAACCAGUUUUUUCAAGUUUUCAAGUGACCAAUGUGCCAGUGAUGCAAUUUCAACAAGCUAAAAGUUCUAAAAAAGGCGAACAAGAAUUGGAACAAAACAAAAAUUUCAAUUGCUGUUGUAAUAAUGUUCAAAAUCUUUAUCAUGUUAAAUCAAACAGCCUCCCAGUUUCUGAAAAUCAUAAUUCUGUAGUUUUGAAUUCUAAUCCAGGAGUACAGAUUCAAGUAAAUGCAACUGUACAGCUUCCUGCAAGUUUAGGACAAUGUACAGUAAAUAUAACUGCUACUACUACAAAUUCUCCUAAUUCUGCAUCAGGCAUAACUGCAAAAACUAAAAACAAUUUCAAUGGUGGAGGUUUGGUGCAGGAAAAUGAAACUCAGAAUGACGAAGAAAAUUUUGAAGAAAGCAGGGAUAGAACUCCCACUACACCAAUUUCGUGGUUGAUGCCAUGUCCCUGGAGUUUUGACAGUUAUAUGAUGGACCGGGAUGCGGCUAGACUGAGUAAAGUUAAAAGACUUUUACAAACUUGUGGUUGGUAUCAUGAAGGCCUUAGUUGGCAGCAAAGUGAAAAUUUAUUAAAAAAUGCUGCAGUUGGCAGAUGGCUAAUGAGGGAUAGUUCAGAUAGUAGAUAUAUGUUUGCAGUAUCCGUGCAAACUGCUAGAGGACCUACCUCUGUUCGAGUUCACUAUUUUGUAGGGCAGUUUCGAUUAGAUGCUGAACCUAGUCUUGCUUUUGCAAUCCCCCUUUUUGAUUGUCCAAUCAAAAUGCUAGAGUAUUAUGUGGAGUAUUCAAAAAGUGUUGAUGAACAUAGAAAAGAGGUUUGGGUAGAUUAUAGUGGACAACUUUAUAGUCCAAUUUAUUUGACAAAGCCUUUAGUUAAAGAAGUUAGGUCUCUUAGUCAUUUGGCCAGGUUAGUUGUUAAUAGGUACAAACUACUCACUGAGCACUUGCCACCAUUAAUUAGAAAUUAUUUAGCAGAAUACCCAUAUACUCUUUGA
Habropoda laboriosa is the source of this 2042-nucleotide messenger RNA. RefSeq lists its product as uncharacterized. Lineage: Eukaryota; Metazoa; Arthropoda; Insecta; Hymenoptera; Apidae. Gene Ontology annotation, molecular function: 1-phosphatidylinositol-3-kinase regulator activity. The transcript is spliced from 2 exons. Gene Ontology annotation, cellular component: phosphatidylinositol 3-kinase complex. The record is from RefSeq and is a predicted model, not a curated record. Gene Ontology annotation, biological process: intracellular signal transduction; phosphatidylinositol phosphate biosynthetic process. Bases 333 to 2042 code for a protein of 569 amino acids.